Molecule: messenger RNA, 1380 nt
Organism: Micromonas commoda
Lineage: Eukaryota; Viridiplantae; Chlorophyta; Mamiellophyceae; Mamiellales; Mamiellaceae
Exons: 1
Coding region: 1-1380 (459 amino acids)
Source: RefSeq, a predicted model, not a curated record
AUGGCCAAACGCCGAGAAACAGGGCGAUGCGAGGCGAAACAGAAACACGGAAGACGCUUCACCCCGCGCGUUCGUUCGGUCCGUGCACCCUACCUUCCGGAAGACGUGGAAGCGUACGCCGACGAGCUCGCCCCAAACUCGCCCGCGCCCAGAACCAAACGCGACGUCAUCGACGCCCACGCGGUCGCCCACGCGGAGGACGCAUGGCGCGCAAUCGUCGCGCCGGGUGACGACGGUGACGCGUGCUACCUCGGCUUCGCGGACACCACGUUACUCGAUUUCGUCAGCAGAGGCCUCGAUAACAAGCCCGAGAAACGCGUCGGAGAUUUUGAACCGUCGCACCGCAUCGCCGUCUUCACCGAACCCGAAUCCACCGGCGCGGACGGCAACGCACCGCACAGCUCGAGCGACGACGAGGACGACGACGACGAGCGCCUUCCCGACAUGCGACCGCGUUGGGUCAGCGUCGUGUCGCAGCUCGACGUCCUCGACCUGAUGGUGGCCGACCCCGACGCGCUGGGAAGUUUCCCGAGGACGGCGACGAUGGAGUCGCUGGGGUUCACGCGGGGGACGUUCGCCGUCGCCGCGGUCUCGUCCGAAUUUUUCGUCGCCGGGUGCUUCGCGGUGAUGCACAACCUCGGGGUGAGCGGGUUGGCGGUGGUGGAUCGGCGCGGGAGGUUCAUGAUCGGGUCGAUAUCGGCGUCCGAUGUCCGCAGGACGUCGUCGGCGGCGGACCUGGCGGAUGCGCUGGGCUCGAGCGCGGGUGAGUUUCUGCGCGACCGGGUGUGGUCCAAAGUGCCAGGCAGGGGAAGAAUCAACGCCAUGCAAAGCACCAUUUCAAAUCAUCGUCUUCUACGGCGGGUUUUACCUCGAACCUAUCAGUCAUCUUCCCGUAAGCUUCACCUUCGUGGAGAGCUCACGGGACGACGUGUUCGGGAAAUGAAAAAACUUUACAGGCUUCCUCUUUAUCCCAUCCAUGACGUUGCUUCUUACCCCCUGUCUUUUUUUUGGGAACGUGACCCUACUUCCCGGCGGACCUCCGAGACCGCUCGUUCCAAAUCUCCCCGUCGAACCCUCCCCUCGCGCCUACGCGACGAGCUCCGAGUCCCUCGAGCGGCUGAGCGAAUCGCCGACGGGCGAUCCCGCCUGGCGCUCUCGUUGCGUCUCCGUCCCGCCCGACGCCAGCCUCCUGAGAGUGAUGACGGUGAUGUCCGAGGCGAGGACGCACCGGGCGUACGUCGCGAGUUCGCCGAACUCGCGUCCGGUGGGCGUGGUGACGCUGACGGACGUCAUGCGAAUAUUCGCGGUGGAUUCGACGGCGGAGGAGGGCGACUCGGGUCUGACUUGGUGAGCUGGCGAGCGCGGCGAGACGAAAAUUGA